AUGGCAACACAUGCAAGGGAGAAGCAGUUUAAAUGUAAUGUUUGUGAUUAUGCAGGAACUACUAGCAAGAAUUUGAAGAUACAUAUGCUAAAACAUACAGGCGAGAAACGAUUUAAAUGCAGUUACUGUACUUACGCAUGUUAUCGAAGCUGUGAUUUAAAGGCUCAUAUGUUAAAACAUACAGGAGAGAAACGCUUUAAGUGCGGUUAUUGUGCUUAUGCAUGCUGUCGAGGCAGUGAUUUAAAGGUACAUAUGUUAAUACAUACUGAAGAGAAACGCUUCAAAUGUGAUGUUUGCAAGUAUGAAUGUAAUGUUAAAAGUUAUUUAAAGAAACAUAUGGCAGUACACACGGGAGCAAAACGCUUUAAGUGUGAUUACUGUGAUUAUGCUGGCAGUAGUGAUAGUCAUUUGAAGAAUCAUAUGUUAACACAUACAGGUGACAAAAGCUUCAAAUGUAAUGUUUGUGAAUACACGUGUCAUCAAGGCAGUACUUUGAAAACUCAUAUAUUCAAACAUACCGGAAAGAAACGCUUCGAAUGUGAAGUUUGUGGUUAUGCAUGUUAUGCUAGAGGUGAUUUAAAGAAACAUAUGGCAAUACACACAGGAGAGAAACGGUUUAAGUGUGAUCAGUGUGAUUAUGCCAGUAAUCAUAGCGGUAAUGUUUAUCAGCAUAAGUUAAUACAUACAGGAGUGAAACGCUUCAAAUGUAACAUUUGUGAUUAUGCAUGCCAUCAAGGCAGUGUUAUGAGGAGACACAUGUUCAAACAUACAGGAAAGAAACGCUUCAAAUGUGAAGUUUGUGAUUAUGCAUGUAAUGGUAGUACUAAUUUAAAGCAACAUAUGGCAAUACACACAGGAGAGAAACGGUUUAAGUGUGAUUAUUGUGAUUAUGCCAGUAAUCAUAGCAGUAAUGUUAAACAGCAUAUGUUUAUACAUACAGGAGAGAAACGCUUCAAAUGUAGUAUCUGUGAUUAUGUGUGUCGUCAAGGCAGUACUUUGAAGACACAUAUGAUUAUACAUACAGGAGAGCAACCUUUUAAAUGUGAUGUCUGCAGUUAUGCCUGUCGUCAAAGAGGUAAUUUGAAGAAACAUAUGGCAACACAUACAUAA
Messenger RNA from Mercenaria mercenaria, 1110 nucleotides. RefSeq names its product zinc finger protein 708-like. The record is from RefSeq and is a predicted model, not a curated record. The transcript has a single exon. Gene Ontology annotation, biological process: regulation of transcription by RNA polymerase II. NCBI's taxonomy places the organism in Eukaryota, Metazoa, Mollusca, Bivalvia, Venerida, Veneridae. Gene Ontology annotation, molecular function: RNA polymerase II cis-regulatory region sequence-specific DNA binding; DNA-binding transcription factor activity. Bases 1 to 1110 code for a protein of 369 amino acids.